GGAGUAACUGAGACACACUACAGGAGUGGGCUGGCCUUCACAGAGGAGAGAGAGAGAGAGUAUGUAUGUAUAGAAGAGACUACAGCAUUGCGCCAACCCCAAAGGAGGUUCUCUUCACUGAGGGAUUUUAGGAAGAAUUACCUUUCUCUUCCAUCACAUCUAUCCAUUUUUCUUCCUUUUUCCACCGUUACCCAGUGGCAGCGAUAUCCACUCAUCAUUGCCCUCCCUGCACCAGGCUGUUCUUCCGGGCAUGCUACUUAAGCCCAAGUAUGGCCGCUUUCGCAACGACUCUGUGACCUCCUCAGACGACCUGAUACAGAGCUUAGCCAUGAGCGGGAAGGUGGUAGCCACAGCAGUGGCUCCUUCUUCAGUACCAAACUCACCAGUGCCACCGAUGGAACCCACCAUCCUCACCCCACCCUUAGUCCAGGCAUUGGAUGAGUCUCCUGGCCUGGAUGGUGAGCAGGACAGUGCCACCACCUUCUGCAUGCUCAUCCCCAAGAUGCCCCAAUGGAAGUUCUCCAACUCGCUGCUGAGCUGCAGCCCAUCUAGCAGUGCUGCUUCCAGCUCCAGUAAGGAUUCCAGCAAAAACACCAUGGCCAAGGCGUCCCCAGCCUCCUCCAGGAUAGCUGCAACCUCCAGCGGCCCCAUGACUAGCCUCGCUGCUGCACUUAAUUCCUGUGACCCUGUCUGUAUGGGUCCCUGUUCCCUGCAGGCUAUGAGCAGACACAGGGUCGCUGUGGGCUCAGCUAGUCCCAAUAGCUUUGGAGGUACAGAGACAGCAGUGGGGACCCCGGGCAGCACUGGGAGCUUCCGCACAGGCAUCAACCGCAGGACCAGAGUGGAUGGCAUAUGGCUUGGUGGAGAAGAUCUUAGCCACAAAGGCAAUUUCAUCCAUAAGCCCACACAAGGCUGGCUCCAUCCAGACAACAAAAUCAGCAGCACAGGAGUCUCCUACAUUGUAAAGUAUUUAGGCUGCAUUGAGGUGCUUAAAUCAAUGCGUUCGCUGGACUUCACCACAAGAACACAGGUGACGAGGGAGGCUAUCAACAGGCUGUGUGAAAUAGUUCCAGGAGGGAAAGGGGUGUGGAAGAAGAAGGCUGCCAACAAGGCUCUUCAUUCCGUCAUGGGAAAGAGUAACUUGCAUUUCGCUGGCAUGCGUAUAGCUGUCAGCAUCUCAGUAGAAGGGCUGAAUUUGCUUGAUCCUACCACGAGACAGGUGAUAGCACAUCACCCUAUGCAGUCCAUCUCCUUUGCUUCUGGAGGAGACACGGAUACACCUGAUUAUGUUGCAUAUGUUGCCAAAGAUCCUGUCAAUCAAAGAGCAUGCCAUAUUCUGGAGUGCUGUGCAAACCUCGCCCAGAGCAUUAUCAGUACGAUCGGCCAAGCCUUCGAGCUGCAGUUCAAGCAGCACCUGCACAGCCCGCCCAAAGCCACAGCCAGCCAGGACAGGAAUGUAAGGACAGAGGAGUCAGCGUGGGAGGAUGAUGAAAUGUUUUUAGAGCAUGAUUACUACAACAGAAUACCAGGAAAAGAACCUCCAUUGGGAGGAGUCGUGGACUCGAGGCUCAGGACGCCAGGAGCCAUGCCAGGCCACAUCCACUGUGUGCCACAGAGCAAAGCAGCACAGCCUGGAUCUACAGCUAGGAGAGACAUGCCCUCACUACCUGCAGCUCAGCUGUGUUAUGAAGUGCAUUGGGACAUGGAGAACUGCAGUAGCUCAAGUGUGACAUCUGAUGGGUAUUUGAGAGCAGAUGGACAUCCUAAUAGUAGCCAGGAUUAUGAGGAGCACCUGUAUGUGAAUACACAGAGUCUGAACAACACAAGACCGUCAACAGAUGCACAAGAGGAAUGCAGCCCUGAGAGCCCCAAAAAAGACAUCUUUGACAUGAGUAUGUCAGAUCAAAGACCACAGUCAGGACCUUUUGAAGAUGCUCUGCGUCUGCAUGAGGCUGGUAGUGUGUGUGUGCUGGAGGACAAGUGGCCAAGUCCUCCACAUCGCAGAGCUCCUGUAGCCCCUACUGAGGAGCAGCUCUCUCGAGAAGCCUGGUAUCAUGGGAGAAUGAGCCGCCGUGAUGCAGAGAAGCUCCUUAUCCAUGAUGGAGAUUUCCUAGUGCGGGACAGUGCCACUAACCCAGGCCAGUAUGUACUGACAGGGAUGCACUGCGGCCUGCCGAAGCACUUGCUCCUGGUGGACCCAGAGGGAGUGGUACGUACUAAAGACAUGCUAUUUGACAGCAUCAGUCACCUGAUCAACUAUCACCUGAGCAACAAGCUGCCCAUUGUAGCAGCUGAAAGUGAACUUCAUCUCCAGCAGGUGGUGUACAGAAAGCAGUGACCACCAAUCAGAGCACCAAGUGUGCAAGCGUGUCAGGAUUAAAAGGCAACACUUGCACAUCUUCACAUAAGGAACAAGUAGUGGUACAAUUCAGCCGUAUUGUAUUAAUAACAGACAUUCCAUCCUUCAAACCUUAAAACACUGUAACUUAGCAAAAUUGCCCUUAGGUUUGAAUGAGUGUGUACACAAUGCCCUGUAAUGAACUGGAGUCUCAUACAAGAUGUGUUCCCACUUCACACCUAGUGUUCUCUGGAUCCACCGCAAUCCUGACCAGGAUAUAGCGUGUACUGAGAGAGAGUGAGUGUAAAGUAGUAGGAAUCCUGUUAUUAUUCUCAGGUUAUAAAUGAAGCUAGGCAUCAUUUUGUGCAGCCAACCCUGGGCCCCUACACCUUUGCCUUAAACGCAGAUUUGAAACUUUUUUUGGACAUUAUUAAACGUGGGAAUGGAACAAAAUUCCCAUCAGCACCUUAGACACAGCUGGCAGCAGAUUUCAGAAGCACGUGAAAAAUGUGCUGGUGUUAAAUUAUACCACUUCUAGCAAAAAGGCACAAGAUUGUAACUGUGUUAAAAAUGUUGGUGUAAUAUUCUUCUCAGGAUGCAGUGUUGCAGUGCUGUUUUUUUAUGUUUAUUUCUUUACAACAAAUGUUCCCUAGAUCUGGGUGGAAAGAAGGGAUUCAAUUCCCCAUAGACAUAUGUUUUUAACCUCUUCAUCAUUUUAGAAUUUUUUUCUUUUUACCUACAGUCACAAAUAGCUUUAAUUAAUGACCAUAAAUAUCAUAAAUGCAAACUUUCAGUUGCUCUGUCCUUUGGUAUGGCUCAUGAAACCUUGAAGGAAAUGUAACAGAGAGAACAGGAACCCUAAAUUUGAAGGCAUUCAAGAAUGAUGUAGAGUUAAGUUACUGAUUUUGUUCAGUUGGCCUUGUUCUUUGCUCAGAAUGACUUAGAAGAGUGGAUGACAAAAUACACAAUUGGUGUUUCUCAGACGUACGUGUUAAAUACAAGACACGGUGCCUAGUUUACUUGUGUGUCACCAUCAAAACAACUCUGAACAGCGAAAGCAGGCAAAUAAUAUGAGCUCAGCUACAGUACAGCUAUGAUUAACCUUCUGUUCUUCUCUUACAGAUAUCACUCUUUCAAAUUUUGUUUGUUCAAUCCAUCUCCUGAUUUAGAAAAAUGCGAAACAUAAAUAUGAAGAAUUCUUUGCUCAGAUGUUAUCUCAUUUUUAUGAGAUGUAUAAAAGAAGGAUAUUAAGGAGGUGGAUAUGUCAUGUCCAGUUGUGAAAGGCAUCGUCUAUUUAUUUUUAAAAUCAUUAUGAUCAUCCAUAAAAUUACAAGGUUGAAAUAUUUCAAGAAAAAAGAAUGUAACAAACAAAAAUAUUAUGGUAUUCAUUUAGUUUCACUCUGCACUGGUACCACUCUCUUCUCCAGGUCUGUCUGCCACAGGAACCAGUGUGGAUGAUGGUUCUGGCAGAAUAAGUGACACUGCAUGAGAAUUUAAAUGCCAGUUUGUUGUGAAUCCAUUCAGCAGCUCUUUAAGCAUAUUUAUGUAUCCUUUGAGGCCAUUUAAAUAAAAAAUAUUUUUU
Molecule: messenger RNA, 3920 nt
Organism: Hemibagrus wyckioides
Lineage: Eukaryota; Metazoa; Chordata; Actinopteri; Siluriformes; Bagridae
Gene: shc2
Product: SHC (Src homology 2 domain containing) transforming protein 2
Exons: 12
Coding region: 251-2338 (695 amino acids)
Biological process (GO): intracellular signal transduction; cell surface receptor protein tyrosine kinase signaling pathway
Cellular component (GO): plasma membrane
Molecular function (GO): receptor tyrosine kinase binding
Source: RefSeq, a predicted model, not a curated record